Molecule: messenger RNA, 1454 nt
Organism: Branchiostoma floridae (Florida lancelet)
Lineage: Eukaryota; Metazoa; Chordata; Leptocardii; Amphioxiformes; Branchiostomatidae
Product: polyamine-modulated factor 1-binding protein 1-like
Exons: 3
Coding region: 1-1380 (459 amino acids)
Source: RefSeq, a predicted model, not a curated record
AUGACGACCGCUGUGGAGACGCCGAAAAUAGUCCAAUUACACGAGGAGUUUUAUUCGGGCGCGGAGCAGCAGCGGUUACAGAAGAAGGCAGCCCAGUACGAAAAGAACAUCGCCGAUCUGACGGAGAAGAUCAAACAACUUGAGAAAAAGAACAAGCAGUGGAAGCUGAAGGUGGAAGACAUCGCGGAGCAGAAGAAGAAGAUAGCCAUGUCUACAAGAAAGAACAGUCGGGCGUUCGAUGAUGUCAGUCAUCGUCUUGCGGUGAUGACAAGGAGACUUGAAGAUUCUAAGAAACAGGAGAGCACGGCGGUGAGACAGGCUGACGAGGCGAAGGAUGAGGCCAAGGGACUGAAAGUAACUCUACAAAAACUCCAAAGGGAGAAAGACCUUCUAGAGAGACAGAAGGAGAAUACCCUUCGUGAGCGGGACUCCGCCGCGUCUCUGUACGUAACUCUGGAGAAAAACGUCUCGGAACUUAAGAAAGAAAACGACGACCUCAAAUCUGCCAAGAACCGCGCUCUCCAAGAGAAAGACAUCAUCGAACAAGAAAGAGACACUUACAAAUCCAAAGCAGAGAUCCUCGAAAAGAAGCAGAAGGAGUUAAUGAAAGAGAAAAUUGAGCUGGAAGACGAUAUGAGCGCGAUUGUUCGCGAGGCGCAAAGAGGAAAGGACAGUCUUGAGAUCGAGAAAGAACGGCUGGUGGAAGAAAACAAGGGACUGAAGCUACGGGCGGAGCGAGCCGAGAGAAAAAUAGACGAGAGCUUCAGCAGCCACGUGGAGCUGGAACGGGAACACGAGUAUCUCAUGUUGCAGAACGAACAGGCACUGGAGGAACGAGAUAUCGAGAGGACCCGGACCGCGCAUCUGUCCAAGCUUCUGGAGAAGACGAGACGAGAGAAGGCCUGGGCCAUGGAGAGACUGGAAAUCGCUAUGAUGGACAUCCAGAUGUCGACCAUGCAGCACCAACAGCAGUCGGUAGGAGUCAUGUGUGACAUGGCGGACGAGAGGCCGAGUUCAAAGAACAGGGGAACGCAAACCACCUAUCGCGCGUGCGUCUUCUGUUUCCGGAACACCAACAAUAUCAACGGUCGCGGCAACUUACAGAGAGAGAAGGAACCCAAAACGUCGGUCAAGUCCAAGAUCCCGCUCAAGAUUGAGGCGACAAAGACGCAGAGCGAACCGGACCUCGACAAGACUGCGCAGGCAACGAUGACGCCAGACGACAACUACGCAUCUUUUGAUGACGACAUGACAUCGAGACAAAUCUACGACCAAGACGAAACGACAGCCGAGACGAGUGAACUCUUUCCAAUAGACAGACCGACCGGACGGCGCAACAGGUACCUGGAGGACAUCCUGCGGAUAUACACACUGGACUGACAACCACCUGCACAAAUAACAUGAAAGUUCAUCUGUGUUGGUAGAAGACAUUCUGGAAAAGUUAAACUGCAAUC